Messenger RNA from Adineta ricciae, 1029 nucleotides. NCBI's taxonomy places the organism in Eukaryota, Metazoa, Rotifera, Eurotatoria, Adinetida, Adinetidae. The record is from the annotation of a GenBank genome assembly.
AUGAUGAUAAUUGUGCACUCAGUGACACUGGAUUUCUUUUCUAUUUUUAUUGGAAUUCUCAUCGGUGUGAUAUCGUUCAUCUUCAUCUUCGGAUAUCAUUGCAAACGUCAUUCAUCGAUCGUUGAAAGAUCCUCAUCUCUUCAUUGGAAUCCACUAGUCGAACGGCGAGGGCUCGGUAAUUUGAUCACAAGAUUAAAUCACAUCGCGAUAACAGUGUAUGAUGUUGGUCGAUCUGUUAGUUUUUAUGUCGAUGUGUUGGGAUUUCAACAAAUUCGUCGUCCAAGUUUUGAUCGACAUGGUGCGUGGUUAACGAUGGGAAAUGUUGAACUUCAUUUAAUUAAAGGAAUUCCAGCAAUUCCAUCUGUUGAUAAUCUUCAAGUCAAUCAUUUGGCGUUUGAAACAUCAAAUCUCAAUGAAGUUUUAAUCCAACUUCAUCGAUUGAAGAUUGAAAUUCGACAAAAUUUAUCUGUAACGAAUGCGCAUCGAUUAAUUUCCGAAGGAAAACCUGUAGUAACUCAAUAUUUCUUCAAAGAUCCUGACGGAUAUUCGAUUGAAUUGUGUAAUUGUGAUGUUUUAGAAGAAUUCUCAUUUGAUUUUAAAUUAGAAAAGAAAUCAAUGAAUGGUGAAGAAAGAUUUGAUCAUAAACGAACAUUUUUUGUCAUUUAUUGUGUUUCACGUUGGAAAAGAAAAGUUCAACGAAGUUUGAAAGAAGAAAUGAAGAAAAGAAUUUGUUAUUCAAAUGAAGUUGAUAAAACCAAAUUGAGAAAUUUAAUUGAACGACGAACAAUUUACGGUGAUUUCAUUCAAAAUUUCGAUGAAAAAGAUAUUUGUGAUGCAUUAAUUCAAUCAAAUAACAUUGUUCCAUUGGCUCUUCGAUGUCUUCUUGCAAAACGAGGUGAACAAAUAUGUCUUCGUCCAAGUUCGUUUCUUCAUCAAGGAAAAUUAUUUCAUCCGAAACCAUUUACAAUCAAUCGACUUUCUUCAUCAACACUCAGCGACCUUUUUUCCUCCAAUAUCGUUGAAUGCUGA